UUUUGACUUUUGAGCUGCUCACCCUCAACGGAAUUUAGUUUGUUUGAUCCAUUUUGUUUUGGAGGCAUGUUUUCAGUAGCUGUACGGGGACUUGUCGGUCGUUCUUGUCGUGCUUCUUUGGUGGGCAGUACACUUACGAGUAGAUCGUUUGCGGGUAGAUGCCACCUUCCAAAUCGACCCCUUUCCUCAAGUGCCCCCCGUCUCCUACCACGCCACAUUUCUUCCGCGUCAACUGCCUUACCCAUUGAGUCCCCCUCGACGACAUUCUCCAUGCAAGAGCCCUCACCAACACGUAUCACAACCCUUCCGAAUGGACUGAGGAUCGCUUCACAGGAGGCACCAGGACAUUUUGUUGCUGUGGGUGUUUAUGUGGAUGCAGGGACGCGGUAUGAGACCGAUCGAACGAGUGGGUGUAGUCAUGUAUUGGAUCGGUCAUCAUUCAAGAGUACAAAAGAUUUCACGACAGAGCAGCUGGUGCAGCAACUCGAGUCUUUGGGCGGGAACGUUGUAGCACACAGCUCACGAGAAGCCAUCAUGUACCAAGCAGCCGUCUUCAGACAUGAUUUGGAAAAGAUGAUGCAGAUUUACGGUCAAGUGGUCCGACAUCCUCUUCUCCUCCCACAGGAAAUGGACGAUACACGCAGCACAACGCUCUACGAAAUCCAAGAUCUGUCCAUGCGUCCCGACAUGACACUCCCCGAAAUCCUACACGCGGUUGCUUUUCGAAAUGCAGAUGGGACGCCAUCGACACUCGGAAGACCUUUAUUGUGUCCUAUCGAGAAUCUGGAAGCCAUGACGCCCGAGCUGUUGCGUGAGUACCGAUCUACAUGGUACACACCGGAUCGGAUGGUUGUGGCAGGUAUUGGAAUGGACCACCAAAUGCUGGUAGAUCUCGCCACACGCGAAUUUGGGGAUAUGGCACCCGCAACCCCCGCCAUUACCGCUUUGCAACAACAACAAACCAAACCUGCACAUUACUCUGGUGGUAUUGAACUUAUUGACGCAAAGGACCUCCCACCGUCACCCAACCCCGACGACCGACCUCUCACCCACGUUUAUAUUGCUUUUGAAGCUCUCUCCAUGUCUGAUCCUGAUAUUUACGCUCUAGCAACCCUUACGAGUCUCAUGGGCGGGGGUGGAUCCUUUUCCGCGGGUGGACCCGGAAAAGGCAUGUACACCCGCCUAUAUACUCAAGUCCUGAACCGGUACCAUUGGGUCGAAAGUUGCAACAUGAUCAAUUUCUCGUACCUUGAUACAGGGUUAUUUGGAAUCCAAGCGGCUGUCCCUCCAUCGCCUGAAGCGCAUGAGCAUAUUAUUCCGAUUUUAUGUGAUCAGUUGUUGAGGAUGACGACCGAGAUUGGUGCGGAAGAAUUAUCGCGUGCGAAAAAUCAGCUCAAGAGUAGUUUACUCAUGAGUUUGGAGAGCAAGAUUGUUGAAUUGGAGGACGUGGGGAGGCAGGUUAUGGUCCACGGAAAACGAUUAAGUGUAUCAGAAAUGUGUAAGCGGAUCGAAAUGCUCACUGCAGAGGAUUUGAAACGGGUUGCAAGACGAGUAGUAUUAGGGGAUGAUACACCCAGUCCACUUGAUUUUGGAGAUGCGGCUCAAAAACCUUGGAAGCGUACUGGAGAUGGGAAUGCGACAGUAUUGGUUCAAGGACCUAUUUUUGAAAAGGAUGCGUUUUUGGAUAUGGAGCAGCAUUUGGCGGCUUGGAGGAUUGGAAAGAAGAAUCAGGGGGGGCGUAAGUGGGGGUUGGGUAGAUUCAAGUUGUAAUUUUUUCUUUUCUUUUGUUGUUUUUAGCUUGAGCAUUAUAAAUAGAGUUUCAUGCAUGA
Messenger RNA from Spizellomyces punctatus DAOM BR117, 1829 nucleotides. RefSeq names its product mitochondrial-processing protease subunit alpha. The record is from RefSeq and is a predicted model, not a curated record. The transcript has 3 exons. Bases 67 to 1770 code for a protein of 567 amino acids. Gene Ontology annotation, molecular function: metal ion binding. Gene Ontology annotation, cellular component: mitochondrion. NCBI's taxonomy places the organism in Eukaryota, Fungi, Chytridiomycota, Chytridiomycetes, Spizellomycetales, Spizellomycetaceae.